AUUGAACUCAUCUUACCGUUAAAUCGCAGAAACCCUAACGUAUGCUUACAUCUGGUAAGUUAACUCAAAUGCUUAUUUCAUACAUUUGUUCAUCAUAGUAGAGUUGAAUUCUUUCGUGUAAUGAUGGAUUAACUUAUCAUAUUAGCAAUUAAGAAUUAGGGUUUUUGUUUUUGUUUCGAUUUUUAUACAAUAAUGUUGUAAUGAAGUGAUAUUCAUUAAUAACAUGAACAAUGCAACAACUGAAUCUAGUUCAAAGAAGAAGAAAAGGAAUAAUAGUGAUUUCGUACAGUCACUUGCAAGGAUUGCAGUGGCCCAAAUAUGUGAAACCCUAGGGUUUAGAGGGUUUCAACACUCUGCACUUGAUACACUAUCUGUUAUAGCCUGUAAAUACAUUCAAGAUAUCGGAAAGUUGUCGAAUUUUUACGCAGAAUUAGCCGGUAGGACCGAGAGUAAUGUGUUUGAUAUAGUUCAUGGGCUGGAAGAUUUGGGGAUUUUACAGGGGUUUGUAGGCGGUUCGGGUUUAGAUCGUAGUUUGUUGGAGUCCGGGAUUGUUAACCAGAUUUCUCGGUUUAUUGGCGAGUCGGAAGAAGUAGCGUUUGCGUAUUCGGUUCCGUCGUUUCCUGUGGUUAAAGAACGGGAGUGUGCACCGAGUUUCUUUCGUGCUGCAGAGACGCCCCCUGAUAAUGUACCCCCUUGGUUACCUUGUUUUCCUGAUCCCGAAACAUAUGCUGUUACUAGCUCGGCUUCGGCCAGUAUAGAACAAAGUGAGACAAAGAAGGAUGAAGUUGAUCGAGAUCAGAAGGUUGAAAUGUUAUCGUUGUUGAGAGCGGAAGAGCGUUUGGUUUGCAGUGGGUUUAACGUUAAAGUACCUUUUGUUAUUAAAGCGGGACGUGGUAGUGGAAAGGGGCAAGUGAAUAAUCCUUUUCUUGCGUCUGCUUUAGAAUACGGGGAGAUGAAGGUUUCUUUGGUUUCUCUUCCUGCUAGACUUGUGGAAGAAGACGUGGCCCGAAAUCAUAGUGUAUGGGCCAAACAUGUGUCUUCGCUGUGGACGUUUGCUCCGGUAACUCACGGGUUUAAAAGCAGUGAUCUUGAAACAUAUGAAGGUAGCAAAGAGAUUUCUGUAGGCAAUAGACCUGCAGUGCGGUUGAAGUUUAACACGCGCAAGAAAUCAUCAGUUACCGCAAAUAAACACAGAAAGCGUGAAGUCACAGAAAGCGUGAUUCGAGAAAUGACGGGAAUAUGAUCAAAGAGAAGACUGAAGAUGUUUUAGAGAACACAAAGAUAUGGUCAAGCAGUGGCGGAUCUUGCCCGUUGAACGUGCCAGGGCCGAAAGACACGAGCACUAAAAAAAGCCCAGGCAAGCCUGGGCCAAAAAUAGUAUAUAUAAACAAUUUCGAUCGAAAUGCGGAAAAUUAGCACUACGGCCGAAAAACUUGCCCGGGCCGUGGCCCUGCCGCAGCCCUUCUAAGAACCGCCCCUAUGGUCAAGUGGCCGGUUUUAGGCGAUUUGUAGGUUAUUUUGCAAUGAAAUUACAAGUAUGGUGGCUAGAGUAAAAAGUAUUGGUCUUACCUUGUCAUU
Molecule: messenger RNA, 1578 nt
Organism: Helianthus annuus (common sunflower)
Lineage: Eukaryota; Viridiplantae; Streptophyta; Magnoliopsida; Asterales; Asteraceae
Product: transcription initiation factor TFIID subunit 8
Exons: 2
Coding region: 224-1243 (339 amino acids)
Cellular component (GO): transcription factor TFIID complex
Molecular function (GO): protein heterodimerization activity
Source: RefSeq, a predicted model, not a curated record